AUGCAGGACUAUGCGGUACGUCUACCUGCUUCUGGCUACCGAGUGGUGUUCACUGAGAUGCAGCAGGUCAACGAGUUCAGCUCCAAUGCUCAACCUCACUUCAAUCUGCUUAGGAUUCUAGGCGGAUGGGGCAACGUCAAUGGCCCAGGGCUUCUGAUGCUCCGCAGUAUGCUUGCGGGAACAUCUACAGCCGCCGUCAUCGGUCUCUCAGCCGCAAUAAUUGGCAGCAGUAUCUGGGGUACAGCGGCUUUGCCAUUUCUAGUUGUCCCGUCUAUCGGGUUCGCGCUCGGUAGCGCUAGAUGGUACAUGGUGGCCACAAGAGAAGCCCUCCUUCAACUAGACAACUACCCCUCCAUUUUGCGACUUCAUCUCAUUGCAAACUUUCCCUGGAAGCCGGGGCUUGGCCGCAAAGGUGUCGACUGGUAUACUUCAGAUAGGUUCAGAUCGAGGUGGGAAAUGAAGAGUAUGCUUGUGGCUGCUUGGCUUACAGCACAGCCUGCGCUCGACGAGAUACGCACCCGAACGGAGGCUGGGAUAGUAGAAAGCUAUGUGAGGCAGAGUCAUGUUAAAAAUGGAGACCUCAGCGAGGAUGAAUAG
This is a messenger RNA of Colletotrichum graminicola M1.001, 597 nucleotides long. RefSeq lists its product as uncharacterized. NCBI's taxonomy places the organism in Eukaryota, Fungi, Ascomycota, Sordariomycetes, Glomerellales, Glomerellaceae. The transcript is spliced from 3 exons. The coding region runs from base 1 to 597 and encodes 198 amino acids. The record is from RefSeq and is a predicted model, not a curated record.